GACGGCGACCCGCUCCCUCCCGGCGCGAGGCGGAGAUUGCUCCACCACGCCCCCCGCAUCGCCGGCGAACAUGCUAGUAUCUCCCCGAGUCGCAGCGCCGCCCGCGCGUCGUAUAUCCCCUUCUGCAGCCGCUGCGAGCCCCUGCUGCCGCGGCUUCCUCCCGGCGCCGGCGGCGGGGAGUCGACGCCCCCGGGGUGGGUGCCGCUUGCUUCUCCACUCCGCGCCUCCCAGGGCCGCCGCCGCCGUCACGGGUGCUGAACGGAAUCCGCGUGCAGGGGGGUAUGUGGAUCGCGACGUGCUCAGGAGGCUGUGCCAGGAGCCUAACCCAGAGGCAGCGGUUAACCUGCUCGACGAAAUGCUCCACCGAGGCGGCGCCGGCGCGUUGGCGGACCUCCGGCCGGAGGAGCAAGCCGCGGUCCUCCAUGCCUGCGGCGAGGCGCGGUCGCUGUCCUCCCUCAGGCGGGCUCAUCGCCUGCUGUCCAGGUCCCUGCCCGGGAUCGCCACUCCCAUCCUGUGCAUGAUCGCCACGCUGUACUGCAAGCUCGGCGCCCGCGGCGACGCGCGGCGAGCGCUCGAGGGAGCGUCGAGGCCGCCGAGGAAGUUGCAGGAGGACGGCGACGAGGCGAAGCGGCGGGAGGCGUACGAGAAGGUGCGCGAGCUGCACGAGGAGAUACGCGCGGCGGGGUACGUGCCGGACACCCGCUACGUGCUGCACGACAUCGACGAGGAUGCCAAGGCACGGGCGCUCAUGUACCACAGCGAGCGCCUCGCCAUCGCGUUCGGGCUGGUAAGCACGCCGCCGGGCACCCCGCUCCGCGUCAUCAAGAACCUCCGCAUCUGCGGCGACUGCCACAACGCCGUCAAGCUCAUCGCCAAGGUCACCGGCCGCGAGAUCGUCGUCAGGGACAACAAGCGGUUCCACCAUUUCAAGGACGGCGCCUGCUCCUGCGGGGAUUACUGGACUUAUGAGGCCUACCCUGAUUGUUCCUUCGUAGGAGCAAAACACUAUUGAAAGAGGACAAACAUCUCAGUACCUGCAUCUGCAAAAUGGGGGGUGGAAAUGAAGAAUUUCCAGAGCAGAAAAGUUACAGCGGUAACAGCACGGAGCAAGGGACAAAGCUUCUGAACUGGCCUAAACAAAUCCAUCAACAUUCCCUUCACAGCUAGUGUAUGUAUCAAGCAGGAUAACCAAUCAGUGUAUGAUUGUACGCCCACAGCUCACAUGCCGCACAACACUUGGACGCAUUUGCAGGGACCCGGGGGGCAUUCCUGAUGAUGGAGACAAACAAUCGGACAAGCCCAGCUUGGCACGCAAGCGUGCGUACAUGCAUUGCAUGCUUUGCAUUCAGGUGGUGUUUAGAUUAAGAAAAUUUUUAGGAGAAGUGUCACAUCAAAUAUUUGAUCGGAUGUCA
Molecule: messenger RNA, 1412 nt
Organism: Oryza brachyantha (malo sina)
Lineage: Eukaryota; Viridiplantae; Streptophyta; Magnoliopsida; Poales; Poaceae
Product: pentatricopeptide repeat-containing protein At4g14050, mitochondrial
Exons: 3
Coding region: 71-1012 (313 amino acids)
Molecular function (GO): zinc ion binding
Source: RefSeq, a predicted model, not a curated record